This is a messenger RNA of Epinephelus fuscoguttatus (brown-marbled grouper), 1169 nucleotides long. RefSeq names its product protein C19orf12 homolog. Lineage: Eukaryota; Metazoa; Chordata; Actinopteri; Perciformes; Serranidae. The coding region runs from base 430 to 855 and encodes 141 amino acids. The record is from RefSeq and is a predicted model, not a curated record. The transcript has 4 exons.
GUCAUCACGGAAAUAUUACCUUUUUGGGGUUUUUUUUUCGUAUUUUAUUCACAUUUGUGUGAGUCUUGUCAAGCUACAACACAAACUGGAACAUAACGUUUUAAAACCCAACAGUUUCAAAAACGGACAGUCUGCCAAUGUUGUGAAACGUUUGUUGUAUCUGUCUCCAUACAACUCACACUCAGCUGAGGCAGCAGCGUCUGAAAGGCAGCAGACAGCACAGCAACGACACCCUCUACUCUUUGACGCAUUUUUUGGAAAACAGGAAGUGGAGCUACUACCAAUCAAUCCCAUCAUACAGUGCAAAGCGUACACUGUCUGAGAAAAGCCGACUGCACACGAAGAGUUGAAACUGCCGCCUCACGCAUUCAGGACAGGACUGAAGGUAAAUGUAACAGCUAGGUAACUCUUGAGUGUCUCAAUAUCAGGAUGGCUCCGCGAGUGGAUGAUGUCAUGCGUCUGUGCUGUGAAUUAUCGGCUCAUGAUCAGAUCAAGGUGGCAGUGAAAAACUCCACCAAAGGAGCGAUGGUGGCCGGAGGAACUGCCUUUGUGGGCGGGCUGCUCGGUGGACCUCCAGGAAUUGCUGUUGGUGGAGCAGUAGGCGGUUUGUUGGGCAGCUGGCUGACCAGUGGUCAGUUCAGGCCUCUGCCUCAGAUCCUCAUGGAGUUACCACCUACCCAGCAAAAGAAGCUCUGUGAUGACGUUAUGGCUAUCUUGGGCAACCUGGACUGGACAGACGUGGCCCAGCUCAUUGCCCUUGUGAUGGGCAAUGCCACACUUCAGCAGCAGGUCACUGCAGCGUUGCUUAACUAUGUCACAAAGGAACUCAGAGCAGAGGUGCAUUAUAAAGACUGAGUUAUGGUCACACAUGGACUUUCCAGGAUGUUUAAGCCUGCCAAGCCCAACCAGAGUCUUUUACGGACUAUUUUUGUACUUAAUUGGAAGAACUGUGAAUCAUGGAUACUCAUUUUGAGGACUGUGCCAAAUGGAGCACUUAGCCUUUACUAUCUUCAGAGUGUCUGUCCUUACAGCAGAGGGAGAAGGUAACUAAAUACAUUUACUCAAGGACAGAAUUUGAACUACUAUUUCAGUUUAAGCUACUUUAUCCUACUGCUCUAUGACAAUUCAAAUGUUAACAAUUGUUCACCAAAUAAACACCACUUCUAUGA